Messenger RNA from Mytilinidion resinicola, 914 nucleotides. RefSeq lists its product as uncharacterized. Lineage: Eukaryota; Fungi; Ascomycota; Dothideomycetes; Mytilinidiales; Mytilinidiaceae. The transcript is spliced from 2 exons. The record is from RefSeq and is a predicted model, not a curated record. Bases 1 to 897 code for a protein of 298 amino acids.
AUGGCCGCCUCGACAUCCUCAAUCUCCAGCCCCCCGGCCGUGGCCAAACCAAAAGAGAACCGUCCAUUCUUCCUUUCCCCUUCCGCGUUCGCCAAAUUCGCCGCAGCAUGUGGUCCUAUAGCCAUCACUUUCUUUUUUAUCAUGCUGCCCGCCGCCAGCUUCCUGCCGCCCAUCUCGCCGUACCGCAGCGCCGAAGCCGUGGCGCAUCACUACCAGCGCCAUGAAACCGGGCUUAAGGGCGGUAUCGCGCUGAUGACUUUAGUCGGUUUCUUCUUCCCCAUGUACACGUGCGCAAUUGGGGGCCAGAUCUCGCGGAUUCCCGGUGUACCCACCACGGUGCUGAAUGCGCAAUUGCUCGGUGGAUGUCUCGGUGGAUUAUUCCUUACACUACCGGCGUACUUCUUUGCAACGACGGUGUACAGGACUGAUCGUGCGCCGGAGCUGAUUCAGCUAUUGAAUGAUCUUAGCUGGAUCUUUUUCGCCAUGCCGUUUGCGAGUCUACUCUGCCAGGACGUCGCCUUCAGUUGGGCAGUACUGCUAGAUCGGAGAGAAAAACCGCUGUACCCGCGCUGGCUGGCGUUCCUGACGACGGCGCUGACUCUAACUUUCUGGCCAGCGCUGGGCGUUCAUUGUGUGAAGAGCGGCGCGAUAGCGUGGAAUGGUGGUUUAGCAUUUUGGACGGUGGGCGUCGGAGGAGGCGCCCAGAUCUGUAUUAUAUCCUUGAUGACAUAUCUGGCAGCUGAUCGAACGGAUUUGCCGAGUGAGGUCGACAUCAGAGAGGGAGCGUUUCUGAGUGAGGAGGCAUUGAGCGGGAGAUUCGUGACCAGAGACGAAGUCGGGAGGCUGGUGGAGAGAUUGGUAGCAGAGCGGACAAAGAUCGGGAAAGAAGCCAAUUAAGUAGACGAAGAUGGAAU